AUCCCUGCGUCAGAUGAUGCGCAGGGCGCCCUCCCUAUAAAAGCACCUGCGUGGAACUCAAGACUGCGUGCAAACCGCACUUGAUCUGACGUUGCUUCUCCCGCACUCUCGGACACCGUCAAGUUUACAAGAAAACAUGAGUUACUCCAGCGAUAUGUACAGUAGCAGUUCCUAUCGGAAGAUUUUCGGCGAUGCCCCGCGGUCCGGCCGCGCUGGCGUGGGCAGCAGCAGCCCGUCCCGCGUGCAUUCCUCGGGGUACCGCAGCCGCACUUACGGGUCGCCCUCGGUCAUCUCUUCCAGCAGCUACCGCAGGACCGCCGCCCCCGGUCGCGCGUUCUCCUCCAUGCAGGACUCCCUGAUGGACCUGAGUCAGUCCACGGCGGUCACCAACGAGCUUAAAAUCAUCCGAACCAACGAGAAGGAACAACUGCAAGGUCUCAACGACCGCUUCGUGUCCUUCAUAGAAAAGGUGCACAACCUAGAGCAGCAGAACAAAGUUCUCGAGGCCGAGGUGACGUUGCUGCGGCAGCGCAACAACGAGCCGUCUCGACUGCACGAGCUCUAUGAGCAGGAGAUCCGCGAGCUUAGAGCGCGAGUUGAGGAGCUGACCCACGAGAAGAGCCAGAUGCACCUGGACUGCGUGCAGAUGAACGAGGCUCUGGAGCGCCUGCGGGAGAAGCUGGACGAGGAGACUAGGCUGAGAGAAGAGGCGGAGAACACCCUGAAGGGCUACCGCAAGGAUGUGGACGACGCCACCUUGGCCCGCCUGGAGCUCGAGAAGAAAGUGGAAUCGCUGCUGGAUGAGAUCGCGUUUCUCAGGAAAGUUCACGAGGAGGAGCUGCAGGAGUUGCAGUCAUCCCUGCAGGCCACGCAGGUGUCAGUCGAAAUGGACAUGAGCAAACCAGACUUGGCUGCAGCCCUGAAGGACAUCAGGGCCCAGUAUGAGAACCUGUCAUGCAGGAACCAGGCCCAAGCGGAGGAAUGGUACCGUUCGAAGUUUGCGACGGUGACCGAGGCGGCGGCUCGCAACCAGGACGCCAUCAAGCACUCCAAGGAGGAGCUGACCGAGUACCGCAGGCAGGUGCAAGCCCGCACCCUGGAGAUUGAGGCCCUCAGGGGCCACAAUGAGGCUCUGGAGCGGCAGAUUGCUGAGAUGGAGGAUCGCCAUAACAAUGAAAUUGGAGACAUGCAGGAUACCAUUCAGCAGCUGGAGGCUGCACUGCGCAGCACCAAAGGAGAAAUGUCCCGUCACUUGCGGGAAUAUCAGGAUUUGCUCAAUGUCAAAAUGGCACUUGACAUUGAAAUAGCUGCUUACAGGAAACUGCUGGAAGGUGAAGAGUGCCGCCUCAGCACUGUCGGUGGUGCCAUGGUGCAGUCCGGUUACCCAGGCUUCUCCUAUAUGCCAUCCCGCACCUACUCCAUGGGAGCCUACAGGAAGUCCAAGCCGGAGGAAGAGGAAGAGGAAGGAGAAGAAGAGGACAAGGAGGAUGAAGAGAAUGAGGAGGAGGAGGAAGAUGAAGGAGACGACCAGGAGGGUGGUAAGGAGGAAGAGGAAGAGGAGGAAGAAGAAGAAGAGGAGGUGAAGCAAAAAGGGAAGGAUGAGAAGGAGAAGGAGAAGAAGAAGGAAAGUCCCACUGAGAAGAGCAACAAGAACUAAACUGCUUGUGUUACUUGAUCAUCAUCAUCACCAUCACCAUUUCUCAUUGUUCCUGCUUAUAAGAUGUACUGAGACAACCAAUUACACACAUGUGCACACAAACUUAUACAUUACAUAUUUUUUUCCCUCUAUCAAAGCAAUUAAUGUGCCAAUCACGACAAAUAAGAAUAGUUCAGCCCAUGAAGUAACAGCACAUAUUAGCACACAGACAUGAAGACAAAUGCACAACGCAUGACACAAACAGCCAGUCCAACUUUUACGGUGCUAUGUGAUUUUUAAAGGUAAAAGUUGGCAGACUUUUUUUGGUUGUUAAUUAUAGCACUACCAGCUCGAAUGUUAAUAUUAGCUUGUCAUACUGGGCUGGAAAGGAGAAUGAAUGACUUCCAUUUCAGUCCAACCUUGUGUGAACCAUUCAUCAAUCAUCCAUAUCCCUUCACCUUCGCAUUGCAAUGUCAGAUCGCAGCAAUAAUGGCAACUCAUAAAGUAUAGUAGUGUGUUGAGAUAAUGUUAUUUGCUUAAAUAAAGAAACGAGCUCCCUCUGUGUUUAAAAAUGAAAACGAGUGAAACACAAACAGCUUAAAAUUGAUCAUUACGUUUUUUUUCUCUCGUUUUUUUUUUAAGUACAAUCUGUCCCGUCCUUUGAUUUAUUUCUUCUGUGUUUCUGUUGUUGCUUUUUUGUGAGAACCAACCAUGUUUUAUUUUCUUUUCUUUUUUUUUUUCAAACACCUUAUUUUAUUUGAAUGUAGCAUGUGAGCAUGGCUGAGUGGCAGGCAGCUGACAGUGACACCGAUGGCCCUCCACUCAGACUGCAACUGGCAGGUUGUUCAUGAUGAGUGCAUGAAUCAUACAAGGGCUAUUUUCACCCCGACCUCUUGUUUUACUUUUUUGUUUUGUUUUUGUUUUCUACUUAGAACGCCAACUUACGGCAUUCAUCAUUUCCCACACUUUCCCACCCCUUCGUUCUCUUUGACAAAUGAAUGAAACGAGAGGCACUAAUGCAUGGCCUGACUCUCAGAGCUUGAAUAGUAUACUUGUGGUUGGAAAUCAUGAUUUGCUUGUUGUGGUUUCAAUUUAAACUUGCCUUAACCAUAACUGAAGCUAUAAAAUACAACAUGUUCUCUCCUGUGUCAGAUUUAAUGCUGGGGUAGCAGAGGUAUAAAACCACGUUCCCAUUUGAUCUGCUUGGUACAUACCUGACUGUACAUGCUGCAAGCUAAAUGCAGUGAUUUUCUCCCAAAGCCAAAUAAAGUCAUUUAUU
Molecule: messenger RNA, 2915 nt
Organism: Corythoichthys intestinalis (scribbled pipefish)
Lineage: Eukaryota; Metazoa; Chordata; Actinopteri; Syngnathiformes; Syngnathidae
Gene: neff1
Product: neuronal intermediate filament family member 1
Exons: 4
Coding region: 137-1657 (506 amino acids)
Biological process (GO): intermediate filament organization
Cellular component (GO): intermediate filament; cytoplasm
Molecular function (GO): structural constituent of cytoskeleton
Source: RefSeq, a predicted model, not a curated record